AUGGCAUCGUCAGCGCCCCCAGUAGAACUUGAUCCAGAUGAAUUGGAGGAAGAGGAAGCUUUCGACUCAUCAUCACAAGCAAGCUCAACAGCGACAUCGACUCUAACAUGGAUAAAUUGGUACACCUCAUUACCAGGACAUGAUUACUUCUGCGAUGUGCAUGAAGAUUUCAUAGAAGACGAUUUCAACUUGACAGGUUUACAAGCGAUGGUACCAUUCUUCAAGGAAGCUUUAGAGAUGAUAUUGGAUGUCGAACCAGAGGAAGACUCAUCGAAGAUACCAGACGUAUCAAUAGUAGAAAGUUCCGCGGAAUUGUUAUACGGCUUAGUACAUCAACGGUUCAUAUUGACAAAAGUAGGAUUAUCCUGUAUGGUCGAGAAGUACGAAGCAGGUCAUUUCGGCGCUUGUCCCCGAGUGUUCUGUCAUGCUACACCCGUCUUACCAUGUGGAAGAGCAGAUAUGCCAGGUAUAGAUACCGUUAAAUUAUAUUGUCCAAAUUGUGGUGACAUAUAUACUCCACCAAGUAGUAAAUACGCUAGUGUAGAUGGAGCUUUCUUCGGUACGACUUUCUCUCCAUUAUUCUUCCAACAAUACCCUGAACUACUCUCCGCACCAUUCUUCACAUCGUCCAACCCUCAAGCACAAACAUCAUCUUCAUCGAGAGUAUCUCCCUCGGAAUCCCCCGUUGGUGGCGUAACAAUGACCAAUCCCAAUUCGUUUGGUGGACAGAAACCUGCUUUAGGCAAAGUGUACGUUCCUAGGAUUUAUGGAUUCAAGGUGUCUGAAAGGGCUAGGAGCGGACCAAGGAUGAAGUGGUUGAGGGAGAGACCAGAGAGGUUUGAUGAUUUGGAUAAAGUCGAUUGGAAAGGAAGGUUCAUAUCGGAUAAUAAUACCAGUACGGGUGAGAAGGAUGAUUUGAUGGUUGGUACGGGUACGACUGGGAAGACGAAAGGGAGAUUAUUCGACGAUGAGGAUGAUGAGGUGGAUGAAGAUGAGAGUGAGGAGGAAGAGGAAGCAGGAGCGGGACAAACGAUAUCUGCUGUGCCUGUGUGA
This is a messenger RNA of Kwoniella botswanensis, 1053 nucleotides long. RefSeq lists its product as uncharacterized. The record is from RefSeq and is a predicted model, not a curated record. Bases 1 to 1053 code for a protein of 350 amino acids. Gene Ontology annotation, molecular function: protein kinase regulator activity. Lineage: Eukaryota; Fungi; Basidiomycota; Tremellomycetes; Tremellales; Cryptococcaceae. Gene Ontology annotation, biological process: regulation of transcription by RNA polymerase III. Gene Ontology annotation, cellular component: cytoplasm; protein kinase CK2 complex; UTP-C complex. The transcript has 7 exons.